This is a messenger RNA of Corticium candelabrum, 848 nucleotides long. Its product is annotated as spindle and kinetochore-associated protein 1-like. The record is from RefSeq and is a predicted model, not a curated record. Gene Ontology annotation, cellular component: outer kinetochore; mitotic spindle; spindle microtubule. Bases 4 to 825 code for a protein of 273 amino acids. The transcript is spliced from 6 exons. Gene Ontology annotation, molecular function: microtubule binding. Gene Ontology annotation, biological process: regulation of microtubule polymerization or depolymerization; chromosome segregation; cell division. Lineage: Eukaryota; Metazoa; Porifera; Homoscleromorpha; Homosclerophorida; Plakinidae.
GGAAUGGCGACGGCAACGUUGAGUGACAUUGAUAGACAUUUAACAGCAAAAAUCGACGAGUUGAAGGAUUGCUUGGAGCUGAAAAACAGUGCUUUCAAUGGAUCAGAAAGUCGAGAAAUUUUGACAAACUUACUCAGUGAAGUGGAAAGUAUCGAAGUCUUACUUGAAGAUUUUGAAAGGAAAACGAAAGAAGCUAAGGCGAAACUGCAAGAAGCUAAGGUACUGAGAGACAAGGUGCAGCAUCAGAAUGAGAUGCUGGAGUGUAUAGCAAGUAAUCUACCAUCUCAUCUUCCUGGUGACCAGGCAGUAACAGCAAAGAUGACACAACUCAAUGUGGAUGCAGGAGCUUCUUUGGCAACUGGGACAGAUGUACCGAGUUCGCAGCCAGUUGCAGUGUCAAUUGCAGCUUCUUGUCAAGCACAGAAAGCAAGCAAGAAAGCUAAUCCUAAUGUCCCUAAGAUACCAUACCUGACACUCGAAGAAUUCUCAGAUGUUCCUAAAUAUAUGAAAAAUCGACUGAGUUACGAUCAGAUCAACAUGGCAGUGGAUGAACUGCACAGAAUAAUGAAGGCGAAAUACAAAAUAAUGACGAUGCCAAGAUCGAGUCUCGGAGAGCCAGCAAUGAAGAAAUACAAGGCAUUUAAAAGUCAAGAGAAUGAAGACACUGCAGGACGCUACUUCUUUGUUGACAACGAUAUUAGGAAUUUUGGCCGUGACUUCAAAUUUGACUCAAAUUGUCGUUCUAUUUUGACAAUCCUUCGUCAUUGUGGAAGAUUGAAAGAGUCACGAGGUGGUAGAAUAACUAGGCACAUUGUACUUACAUAGUUAUCAUAGUUACCAUGGAGAUG